AUGGAUUUUGUGAAGGUGAAAUGGGAUCUGAGGAAGUCACAGUUUGGUAAGGGCCCAGGACAGAUUGUCCUGGAUGACGUGCGUUGCUCAGGAAAUGAAUCCUACCUAUGGCCAUGGGGAAGACACCAGCGUCAUAUGCUGGGGGGGGCGGGGAGAGAGUGGACGAGGGCUUUCCACUGUGUCAAUGCAGGUUUGCCUCUGAGGCUGGUGAAUGGAAGUGACCGGUGUCAGGGUCGUGUGGAGGUCCUGUACCAAGGCUACUGGGGCACUGUGUGUGACGAUGACUGGGACACCCAGGAUGCAGAUGUCGUCUGUCGGCAGCUUGGGCGUGGCCUUGCAGUGUCGGCACCAGGAGGGGCCCACUUUGGUCAGGGCUCAGGGAACAUUCUCUUGGGCUUUGUAUACUGCUCAGGAUGGGAGCCCUACCUGUCGAGCUGCUCCCACAGCGGGUGGUACAACCACGAAUGUGGCCACAGGGAAGAUGCCGGAGUUGUGUGCUCAGGCCAGGAAGAAGCCCCUGGGUCUUCUCAACGUUUUAAGCUUAUGAGCUUAAGAUACAGAUGGAGGACGAUUUCUGUUCUUUAUCCCUCAGGGACUGAGUCAGGGUUGGCCCUGAGGCUGCUGAGCGGAGGGGACCGGUGUCAGGGCCGCGUGGAGGUCCUGUACCGAGGCUCCUGGGGCACCGUGUGUGACGACGACUGGGACGCCAAUGACGCCAACGUGGUCUGCAGGCAGCUGGGCUGUGGCUGGGCCACUUCGGCCCCUGGAAGUGCCCGUUUUGGUCAAGGCUCAGGGCCCAUUGUGCUGGACAACGUGGACUGCUCCGGCCAUGAGUCCUACCUGUGGAGCUGCCCUCACAAUGGCUGGAACUCGCACAACUGUGGCCAUGGAGAAGAUGCUGGUGUCAUCUGCUCAGGGACUGAGUCAGGUUUGGCCCUGAGGCUGGUGAGCGGAGGGGACCGGUGUCAGGGCCGCGUGGAGGUCCUGUACCGAGGCUCCUGGGGCACCGUGUGUGACGACGACUGGGACGCCAAUGACGCCAACGUGGUCUGCAGGCAGCUGGGCUGUGGCUGGGCCACUUCGGCCCCUGGAAGUGCCCGUUUUGGUCAAGGCUCAGGGCCCAUUGUGCUGGACAACGUGGGCUGCUUCGGCCAUGAGUCCUACCUGUGGAGCUGCCCUCACAAUGGCUGGAACUCGCACAACUGUGGCCAUGGAGAAGAUGCUGGUGUCAUCUGCUCAGGGACUGAGUCAGGUUUCGCCCUGAGGCUGGUAAACGGAGGGGACCGGUGUCAGGGCCGCGUGGAGGUCCUGUACCGAGGCUCCUGGGGCACCGUGUGUGACGACGGCUGGGACACCAAUGACGCCAACGUGGUCUGCAGGCAGCUGGAGUGUGGCUGGGCCAUGUCGGCCCCAGGAAAUGCCCGGUUUGGUGAGGGCUCAGGGCCCAUUGUUCUGGAUGACAUGCGCUGCUCUGGCCAUGAGUCCUACCUGUGGAGCUGCUCUCACAAUGGCUGGAACUCGCACAACUGCAGGCACUCGGAAGAUGCGGGCGUCAUCUGCUCAGGCACCUGGCCCACCUCAUCCAUACCUGUAGGAAUAACAACAGGGAAUGAAACGGGUUUGGCGCUGAGGCUGGUGAACGGAGGGGACCGGUGUCAGGGCCGCGUGGAGGUCCUGUACCGAGGCUCCUGGGGCACCGUGUGUGACGACAGCUGGGACACCAAUGACGCCAACGUGGUCUGCAGGCAGCUGGGCUGUGGCUGGGCCACUUCGGCCCCUGGAAGUGCCCGGUUUGGUGAGGGCUCAGGGCCCAUUGUGCUGGACGACGUGGGCUGCUCUGGGCAUGAGUCCUACCUGUGGCGCUGCCCCCACAGUGGCUGGAACUCGCACAACUGCAGGCACUCGGAGGAUGCGGGCGUCAUCUGCUCAGGUGAACCUCAAAAAUACCCGGCAGGAUCAUCUGCUGAGUCCACACCCCUCUUCCCAGGGAAUGAAACGGGUUUGGCGCUGAGGCUGGUGAACGGAGGGGACCGGUGUCAGGGCCGCGUGGAGGUCCUGUACCGAGGCUCCUGGGGCACCGUGUGUGACGACAGCUGGGACACCAAUGACGCCAACGUGGUCUGCAGGCAGCUGGGCUGUGGCUGGGCCACUUCGGCCCCUGGAAGUGCCCGGUUUGGUGAGGGCUCAGGGCCCAUUGUGCUGGACGACGUGGGCUGCUCUGGGCAUGAGUCCUACCUGUGGCGCUGCCCCCACAGUGGCUGGAACUCGCACAACUGCAGGCACUCGGAGGAUGCGGGCGUCAUCUGCUCAGCUGCUUGGCCGCAGUCCACAACCCAGCCAGGGAAUGAAACGGGUUUGGCGCUGAGGCUGGUGAACGGAGGGGACCGGUGUCAGGGCCGCGUGGAGGUCCUGUACCGAGGCUCCUGGGGCACCGUGUGUGACGACAGCUGGGACACCAAUGACGCCAACGUGGUCUGCAGGCAGCUGGGCUGUGGCUGGGCCACUUCGGCCCCUGGAAGUGCCCGGUUUGGUGAGGGCUCAGGGCCCAUUGUGCUGGACGACGUGGGCUGCUCUGGGCAUGAGUCCUACCUGUGGCGCUGCCCCCACAGUGGCUGGAACUCGCACAACUGCAGGCACUCGGAGGAUGCGGGCGUCAUCUGCUCAGGUGAACCUCAAAAAUACCCGGCAGGAUCAUCUGCUGAGUCCACACCCCUCUUCCCAGGGAAUGAAACGGGUUUGGCGCUGAGGCUGGUGAACGGAGGGGACCGGUGUCAGGGCCGCGUGGAGGUCCUGUACCGAGGCUCCUGGGGCACCGUGUGUGACGACAGCUGGGACACCAAUGACGCCAACGUGGUCUGCAGGCAGCUGGGCUGUGGCUGGGCCACUUCGGCCCCUGGAAGUGCCCGGUUUGGUGAGGGCUCAGGGCCCAUUGUGCUGGACGACGUGGGCUGCUCUGGGCAUGAGUCCUACCUGUGGCGCUGCCCCCACAGUGGCUGGAACUCGCACAACUGCAGGCACUCGGAGGAUGCGGGCGUCAUCUGCUCAGCUGCUUGGCCGCAGUCCACAACCCAGCCAGGGAAUGAAACGGGUUUGGCGCUGAGGCUGGUGAACGGAGGGGACCGGUGUCAGGGCCGCGUGGAGGUCCUGUACCGAGGCUCCUGGGGCACCGUGUGUGACGACAGCUGGGACACCAAUGACGCCAACGUGGUCUGCAGGCAGCUGGGCUGUGGCUGGGCCACUUCGGCCCCUGGAAGUGCCCGGUUUGGUGAGGGCUCAGGGCCCAUUGUGCUGGACGACGUGGGCUGCUCUGGGCAUGAGUCCUACCUGUGGCGCUGCCCCCACAGUGGCUGGAACUCGCACAACUGCAGGCACUCGGAGGAUGCGGGCGUCAUCUGCUCAGGUGAACCUCAAAAAUACCCGGCAGGAUCAUCUGCUGAGUCCACACCCCUCUUCCCAGGGAAUGAAACGGGUUUGGCGCUGAGGCUGGUGAACGGAGGGGACCGGUGUCAGGGCCGCGUGGAGGUCCUGUACCGAGGCUCCUGGGGCACCGUGUGUGACGACGGCUGGGACACCAAUGACGCCAACGUGGUCUGCAGGCAGCUGGGCUGUGGCUGGGCCACUUCGGCCCCUGGAAGUGCCCGGUUUGGUGAGGGCUCAGGGCCCAUUGUGCUGGACGACGUGGGCUGCUCUGGGCAUGAGUCCUACCUGUGGCGCUGCCCCCACAGUGGCUGGAACUCGCACAACUGCAGGCACUCGGAGGAUGCGGGCGUCAUCUGCUCAGCUGCUUGGCCGCAGUCCACAACCCAGCCAGGGAAUGAAACGGGUUUGGCGCUGAGGCUGGUGAACGGAGGGGACCGGUGUCAGGGCCGCGUGGAGGUCCUGUACCGAGGCUCCUGGGGCACCGUGUGUGACGACAGCUGGGACACCAAUGACGCCAACGUGGUCUGCAGGCAGCUGGGCUGUGGCUGGGCCACUUCGGCCCCUGGAAGUGCCCGGUUUGGUGAGGGCUCAGGGCCCAUUGUGCUGGACGACGUGGGCUGUUCUGGGCAUGAGUCCUACCUGUGGCGCUGCCCCCACAGUGGCUGGAACUCGCACAACUGCAGGCACUCGGAGGAUGCGGGCGUCAUCUGCUCAGGUGAACCUCAAAAAUACCCGGCAGGAUCAUCUGCUGAGUCCACACCCCUCUUCCCAGGGAAUGAAACGGGUUUGGCGCUGAGGCUGGUGAACGGAGGGGACCGGUGUCAGGGCCGCGUGGAGGUCCUGUACCGAGGCUCCUGGGGCACCGUGUGUGAUGACGGCUGGGACACCAAUGACGCCAACGUGGUCUGCAGGCAGCUGGGCUGUGGCUGGGCCACUUCGGCCCCUGGAAGUGCCCGGUUUGGUGAGGGCUCAGGGCCCAUUGUGCUGGACGACGUGGGCUGCUCUGGGCAUGAGUCCUACCUGUGGCGCUGCCCCCACAGUGGCUGGAACUCGCACAACUGCAGGCACUCGGAGGAUGCGGGCGUCAUCUGCUCAGCUGCUUGGCCGCAGUCCACAACCCAGCCAGGCACCUGGCCCACCUCAUCCAUACCUGUAGGAAUAACAACAGGGAAUGAAGCAGGUUUGGCGCUGAGGCUGGUGAACGGAGGGGACCGGUGUCAGGGCCGCGUGGAGGUCCUGUACCGAGGCUCCUGGGGCACCGUGUGUGACGACGGCUGGGACACCAAUGACGCCAACGUGGUCUGCAGGCAGCUGGAGUGUGGCUGGGCCAUGUCGGCCCCAGGAAAUGCCCGGUUUGGUGAGGGCUCAGGGCCCAUUGUUCUGGAUGACAUGCGCUGCUCUGGCCAUGAGUCCUACCUGUGGCGCUGCCCCCACAGUGGCUGGAACUCGCACAACUGCAGGCACUCGGAGGAUGCGGGCGUCAUCUGCUCAGAUUGGUGGCACCCAUCAACUAUAACUAGUAAUAGACCCUUUUUAGAUUGUGGCGGCUUCUUAUUCAAUGCCAGUGGGGCAUUUUCCAGCCCAUCCUACCCUGGAUACUACCCCAACAACGCCGAAUGUGUCUGGGAAAUAGAAGUGAACUCUGGCUACCGCAUCAGUCUGGGCUUCAGUCAUCUGCAGCUGGAGACGCAUAGAAAUUGCGAUUUUGAUUAUGUUGAAAUUUCUGAUGGAUCACUGAAUAGCAGUAACUUGCUGGGGAAAAUUUGUAAUGACACCAGGCAAAUAUUCACAUCUUCUUACAACCGAAUGAUUGUUCGUUUUCGAAGUGAUGUCAGUGUCCAAAACACCGGCUUUUCUGCUUGGUAUAACUCCUUUCCUAGAGAUGCCGGCUUGAGAUUAGUCAAUUCAAAUGUCUCCUAUAAUGCAUGUGCCGGGCGUGUGGAAAUUUACCACGGUGGCACGUGGGGGACGGUGUGUGACGAUUCCUGGGGCAUUCAGGAUGCCCAGGUGGUCUGCAGACAGCUGGAGUGUGGAUAUGCAGUAUCCGCUGUGGGAAACGCCUAUUUUGGGCCCGGCUCUGGCCCCAUCACCCUGGACGACGUGGUGUGCUCAGGGACUGAAUCUACUCUCUGGCAGUGCCGGAACCGAGGCUGGUUCUCCCAUAACUGUGCCCACAGUGAAGACGCUGGAGUCAUUUGCUCAGGUACCAUGUGGCGUCAUUCGUGGAAGGCCCCUUUCACCUCCAACCUGCUGCAGGGUGAAACAGAUUAUUCCUGCGGAGGCUUCCUGUCCCAGCCAUCUGGGUACUUUUCCAGCCCAUUCUAUCCAGGGAACUAUCCAAACAACGCCAGAUGUGUGUGGGACAUUGAAGUCCAAAGUAACUACCGUGUGACUGUUGUCUUCAGAGAUGUCCAGCUUGAAGGUGGCUGUAACUACGACUAUAUUGAAGUGUUCAAUGGCCCCUCCCACAGUUCCCCUCUGAUUGCCCGCGUUUGUGAUGGAACCAAGGGCUCCCUCAGUUCCUCAUCGAACUUCAUGUCCAUUCGCUUCGUCAGCGAUGGCAGCAUCACGAAGAGGGGCUUCCAGGCCAGCUACUACUCCAGCCCUUCUGAAGAUAACACCAAGCUGCUUUGUCUGCCAAACCACAUGCAAGCCAGUGUGAGCAGGAGCUACCUCCAAUCCCUGGGCUAUUCUGCCAAGGACCUUAUCAUUCCCACCUGGAAUGAAAGCUCCCAGUGUCAGCCCCAAAUAACAGCCAGCCAGGUGACAUUCACAAUUCCCUACUCGAGCUGCGGCACCAUCGAGCAGGUAGAUAAUGAUACCAUCACCUAUUCCAACUUCCUCAAAGUAGCUGUUCCAAGUGCCAUCAUCCAGAGGAAGAAGGAUCUCCACAUUCACAUCAGCUGCAAAAUGCUCCAGAACACCUGGGUUAACACCAUAUACAUUGCUAAUGACACCAUCGAGGUCGAUGAAGUGCAGUACGGCAAUUUUGACGUGAACAUUUCCUUUUAUACAUCUUCUUCAUUUUUACAUCCGGUGACCAGCAGCCCAUACUAUGUGGACCUGAACCAGAACUUGUACCUUCAGGCUGAGAUCAUCCAUUCUGACACCUCCUUGUCCUUGUUUGUGGAUACCUGUGUGGCGUCCCCAUAUUCCAACGACUUUACAUCUCUGACUUACGAUCUAAUCCGGAGUGGGUGCGUGAAGGACAACACCUACCAAUCGUACCCUCAGCCGUCGCCUCGCAUCACCCGCCUCAAAUUCAGUUCCUUCUACUUCCUGAGGCGCUUCCCCUCCGUGUACCUGCAGUGUAAGAUGGUGGUGUGCAGGACUGACGACUACUUCUCCCGCUGCCGCAGAGGCUGCAUCCUGAGGUCCAAGAGGGACGUGGGCUCCUACCAGGAGAAGGUGGACGUCGUCCUGGGACCCAUUCAGCUGCAGGUCCCGCACACCGAGAAGAGGAACCUGGACCUGCCACUGACUGAUGUGGGAAAGCAGGCCAGCCCUGAGGGGAGCUGCCACAGCCCUGCCAUCUCUGCUGGGGCCUUCCUGGCCGUGGUGGCCUUCACCUUGGGGAUGAGCACCCUCACAGCCAGUGGCUGGCCUCUGAGCCCUAAGAUGUGA
Mirounga angustirostris (Northern elephant seal) is the source of this 7044-nucleotide messenger RNA. RefSeq names its product deleted in malignant brain tumors 1 (gene DMBT1). Gene Ontology annotation, biological process: zymogen activation. The record is from RefSeq and is a predicted model, not a curated record. Gene Ontology annotation, cellular component: plasma membrane. Gene Ontology annotation, molecular function: serine-type endopeptidase activity. The transcript is spliced from 35 exons. Lineage: Eukaryota; Metazoa; Chordata; Mammalia; Carnivora; Phocidae. Bases 1 to 7044 code for a protein of 2347 amino acids.